Orycteropus afer afer is the source of this 1956-nucleotide messenger RNA. The record is from RefSeq and is a predicted model, not a curated record. NCBI's taxonomy places the organism in Eukaryota, Metazoa, Chordata, Mammalia, Tubulidentata, Orycteropodidae.
ACGCUGCCCUUCUGCAGUGAUGGGAGUCCGGCUUUGUGGAGGGACCCUGUGGUCUGUGUGUCCCUGUCCUUCUGGGUUGUCAACAGUCCUUGGGACCCAGCUAGCAGCCAGUUGAAGACAUCCUUUUGGGAAGCCGUUGGCGCCGUGGGCUCCUGCUGGGGUUCUGGUCCUGCCAUGGCAUUCCAGAGGACGGAGGGCAUGUCCAUGAUCCAGGCCCUGGCCAUGACGGUGGCUGAGAUCCCCGUGUUCCUGUAUACAACAUUUGGGCAGUCAGCAUUCUCACAGCUGCGGUUAACGCCUGGCCUGCGGAAGGUCCUCUUUGCCACAGCCCUGGGGACUGUGGCCUUGGCCCUGGCCGCUCACCAGCUGAAGAGGCGACGGCGGAGGAAGAAGCAGGUUGGCCCCAAGAUGGGAGGUGAACAGCUGGGCACGGUGCCUCUCCCCAUCCUGAUGGCCAGGAAGGUCCCGUCGGUGAAGAAAGGAUACUCCAGCCGGAGGGUACAGAGCCCCAGUAGCAAGAGCAAUGACACUCUCAGUGGCAUUUCUUCCAUCGAGCCCAGCAAACACUCCGGCUCCUCCCACAGCUUGGCCUCGAUGGUGAUAGUGAACUCAUCCAGCCCCACGGCUGCCUGCUCAGGACCAUGGGAUACCAGAGCAAUGGAGGAGUCUGUGACGGCGAGUGAUGGCAACGCUGAGAGCCUCUACAUGCAAGGCAUGGAGCUGUUUGAGGAGGCUCUGCAGAAGUGGGAGCAGGCACUGAGUGUGGGGCAGAGGGGGGAGAGCAGCAACACCCCCACACCGGGGGACAGCCUCCAGAACCCAGAGACGGCUUCAGAGGUGCUGUCUGAGCCGGAGUCACAGAGAAGGGAGUUUGCAGAGAAGUUGGAGUCACUGCUGCACCGUGCCUACCACCUACAGGAGGAGUUUGGCUCCACCUUCCCAUCGGACAGCAUGCUACUGGACCUUGAGAGGACCCUCAUGCUGCCCCUGACUGAGGGCUCCCUGCAUCUGCGGGCCGAUGAUGAGGACAGCCUGAUCUCUGAGGAUUCCUUCUUCUCUGCUACCGAGCUCUUUGAGUCCCUGCAGAUUGGGGAUUACCCAAUCCCACUCUCCAGGCCUGCUGCUGCCUACGAGGAAGCCCUGCAGCUGGCGAAGGAGGGGAAGGUGCCCUGCCGGACCCUUAGGACAGAGUUGCUGGGUUGUUACAGUGACCAGGACUUUUUGGCCAAGUUGCAUUGUGUCCGACAGGCCUUCGAGGGACUUCUGGAAGACAACAGUAACCAGCUCUUCUUUGGGGAGGUUGGCCGGCAGAUGGUGACCGGUCUGAUGACCAAGGCUGAGAAGAGUCCCAAAGGCUUCCUGGAGAGUUACGAGGAGAUGCUGAGCUACGCCCUGCGGCCUGAGACCUGGGCCACCACACGGCUGGAGCUGGAGGGCCGAGGGGUGGUGUGCAUGAGCUUCUUUGACAUUGUACUCGACUUCAUCCUCAUGGACGCGUUUGAGGACCUGGAGAAUCCCCCAUCCUCAGUGCUCGCUAUCCUGAGGAACCGCUGGCUGUCUGACAGCUUCAAGGAGACGGCCUUGGCAACUGCUUGCUGGUCGGUGCUGAAAGCCAAGAGGAGGCUGUUGAUGGUGCCCGAUGGCUUCAUCUCUCAUUUCUACUCCGUAUCGGAGCACGUUAGCCCUGUCCUAGCCUUUGGCUUCCUCGGACCCAAGCUCCAGCUCUCUGAAGUCUGUGCUUUUUUCAAGCAACAGAUCGUGCAGUACCUGAGGGACAUGUUUGACCUGGACAACGUGCGCUACACGUCAGUGCCGGCACUGGCAGAUGACAUCCUGCAGUUGUCGCGGCGCCGCAGCGAGAUCCUGCUCGGCUAUCUGGGGGUGCCUGUGGCCAGCACCGUCAGCCUGAACGGGGCGCUGCCCCGAGAGAACGGGCCCCUGGCGGGGCUGCACUGA